UAUUCGCUGCUUUCCUUCCAGAUACCAGGGAGGCCUGACUGAGGCAACAGCUUUUUGUCCUCCCCGGAAUGUCCCGCGGAAAUGACUCCAUCUCUUCUCUGGCAACACCGACACAUCUGUGCGUCACCGCUGUGUCUCAACUAGAGGCGGCUGAGAGGCGAACUCACAGCCCCGGAGCCCGACGGAAGUCCUGCCCCGCUUGUCCGACCUCUGACACCAGGCGCCCAUCUCCGGGCGGAAAUGCAGCUGUGGGCCAGUGUGCGCAUGCGCAUAAGGUGGGCGCCGGCGUUCUUGUUUCAGGAAUAAACGUGUUUCUGAUCUUGUGAAUUUCAACCAUGUUGUCCAACGGCUUACAAAAAUUUCUAAAAGCCGCAGGCUCUCCUCCACACCCAGCGUCAUGCUGUUGGUUAAUAAGCAAACGCCAGUCUUCUGGAGCUCUGCCAGCAGCCACGUUGCGUAGGCGAGUUGUCAUCACAGGCAUCGGGCUGGUGACCCCACUUGGUGUUGGCACUCAGCUAGUUUGGGAUCGGCUUCUCCGAGGAGAGAGUGGGAUUGUUUCUGUAGUUGGUGACGAGUACAAGAGUAUUCCUUGCAGUGUGGCUGCUUAUGUGCCAAGAGGUACUGAGGAAGGUCAGUUCAAUGAACAAAACUUUGUGUCCAAAUCGGACACCAAGUCCAUGUCAUCUCCCACCAUCAUGGCCAUCGGGGCAGCAGAGUUGGCCCUGAAAGACUCCGGCUGGCAUCCGAAGUUAGAAGCAGAUCAGGUGGCUACUGGUGUUGCCAUUGGCAUGGGCAUGGUUCCUCUUGAAGUUGUUUCCGAAACGGCUUUGAUGUUUCAGACCAAAGGUUAUAAUAAAGUCAGCCCGUUCUUUGUCCCUAAGAUUCUGAUCAAUAUGGCUGCUGGACAGGUCAGCAUUCGCUAUAAACUCAAAGGCCCCAAUCACGCGGUGUCCACAGCCUGCACAACAGGAGCACAUGCGGUGGGAGACUCCUUCAGAUUUAUAGCCCACGGUGAUGCAGAUGUGAUGGUGGCUGGGGGCACAGAUGCUUGUAUUAGUCCAUUAUCUCUUGCUGGGUUUUCUAGAGCCCGGGCUCUGAGCACAAAUCCGGAUCCCAAGCUGGCUUGCCGACCGUUUCAUCCAGAGAGAGAUGGUUUUGUCAUGGGUGAGGGCGCUGCUGUGCUGGUGCUAGAAGAACAUGCGCAUGCUCUUCAGAGAGGUGCCCGGAUCUAUGCAGAAGUUCUGGGCUAUGGACUCUCAGGGGAUGCUAGUCACAUAACAGCCCCUGAUUCUGAAGGAGAAGGUGCCUUCAGAUGCAUGGCUGCUGCUGUAAAAAAUGCAGGCGUAUUGCCUGAACAGAUAUCCUAUGUCAACGCACACGCCACCUCCACACCACUGGGUGAUGCUGCUGAAAACAGAGCCAUCAAGAGACUCUUUAGAGAUCACGCUGGUGCCCUUGCCAUAUCCUCCACAAAGGGAGCCACUGGGCAUCUGCUGGGGGCUGCAGGGGCAGCUGAGGCAGCUUUUACCGCACUGGCUUGUUACCAUCAAAAACUACCACCAACUUUAAACCUGCAUUGUACAGAGCCAGAAUUUGAUCUCAAUUACGUUCCUCUGGAGGCUCAGGAAUGGAAACCCAAGGGUCGGCGAAUUGGACUCACCAAUUCCUUUGGGUUUGGUGGUACUAACGCAACACUUUGUAUCGCUGGCAUGUAAACAGUGGCUUUUAAUUGUCAUAAAUGUAUAAAUGAUAUGUACAUACAUGUUUAAUAUCAAUGAUCAUAUGUCUUUAACACAAUUGUUUGUAGUAGGGUAGUUUUUGCUAGGGAAGGGGCUGUCCAGUGCCUUGUGGAUACUUACAGCAACUUGACAUCUCCUGUGAGAUUUCUGUGGCAACUAGCGACAGCCAGAUUUGUCUCUAGACAUUGCCUUAUGUUUUCUGGGGGACAAAAUAGCCUGUAUACAUGAACUGUUGAUUUGUAUUUUCCUAAUGCUCUGAAUCAAAUAACUUUUGGUGCUA
Messenger RNA from Arvicola amphibius (Eurasian water vole), 2019 nucleotides. RefSeq names its product 3-oxoacyl-ACP synthase, mitochondrial (gene Oxsm). Gene Ontology annotation, biological process: fatty acid biosynthetic process. The record is from RefSeq and is a predicted model, not a curated record. NCBI's taxonomy places the organism in Eukaryota, Metazoa, Chordata, Mammalia, Rodentia, Cricetidae. Gene Ontology annotation, molecular function: 3-oxoacyl-[acyl-carrier-protein] synthase activity. The transcript has 3 exons. Bases 336 to 1715 code for a protein of 459 amino acids.